AUGCUACCGUACCUCUUCCCUGACCUUGCUGCCUUUCCCACAGUCGCUGACCUCAUUACGCACCUCCGCACUAGUGACACUCGAUACCACGCUGCGCUUCCUGCUGACUUCUGCGCCAAGAACCCCCCCCCCAUGUACAUCACUCUCUACUACAUAGUCACUUGCCUCCCUGACUCCCUUCGCGUAGUCAGGGACCACUUCCUCUCAGUCUAUCCCACCACUCUCACUUUUGACCUCCUCGAGAAGGGUGUUCCCCCUCCCCCCUUCUGCCCUCUGUUGCCUCUACUGCUGCGGCCGACCUCCUUGGUCUUGAGUCGGUCGGUGCGGCGUCUACCCUUAGCGGGAGACGCCGCUCUGGCAAAGGCAAGGGGGGCAGGGGCACUGGAGGAGCGAGCGGGGGCGGUGGAGGUGGAGGUGGAGGCAGCGGGGGGAGUGGGGGUGGCGGUGGGAGUGGAGGUGGGGGUGGAGGUGUCGGUGGCGGCAGUGGAGGCGGAGGCGGCGGUGGCGGUGGCGGUGGGAGCGGAGGUGGCGGAGGUGGUGGCGAUGGAGGAGGUGGCGGAGGCGGCGGUAGUAGCGGAGGCGGCGGAGGCGGCGGAGGCGGCGGGGGUGGCGGUGGAGCUGGUCGCGGGUCUGCGCAGAGGAGUCGCUCCGGUGGUGGUCCACGCCAGCAGCAGCAGCGCGGUCGUGAGACCCUGUCCCCUUAGAAGCUCCGUGAGUGGUACACUACACGCCAGCGGGGUGGGGGCUUUGGUCCGUGCACCUACGUCCUGCGCACCGGCGACCGUGCGGGUGAGCAUGGGGGGGUGCGCACCCCACCCAGCGCUGCUUUGGCCGCCUGACGGACGCGUGGUGUCACCAGUUCCCGGAGGCCACAGAGAUCCCUUGUGGGGCGAGCUGUCUAGGGUGGGAGUUGCCAUCUAUGAUCUUGAUUUUGAUGCUAUCCUUUCUGCCAUGUAUGCUGUGUCUAUUAGUGAUGAGGGUGACUGUUACCGGUGUUUCCCGCCCGACCCGGGCAUUGAAACUGCUGCUCUAGGUACUGGUGAGGCUGCUGCUCUAGGUGCCAGUGAGGCUGCUGCUCUAGGUGCCAGUGCGUCUGCGUCCUCAGGUGCUGGUGAGUCUGCGCUCGCGGGUACCACGUCGGCUUCGGCCUCCCUCACCUUCACACUUGACUCAGGGGCUUCUCGCUCCUUCUUUCGAGACCGCACCACACUCAAGCCGCUUGGUCGGCCGGUUGCAGUCUCCCUGGCAGACCCCUCUGGGGGUCCUGUCCUUUCUCACUUCUCCACUGUCCUCCCGUGUCCGGCGGCCCCCUCUGGCACCUUGUCUGGUCUUUACCUCCCCUCGUUCUCUACGAACUUGGUGAGUGGUGCUGACCUACAGGAUCCGAGGGUUCACCACUUUACUCCUGCGAGUCAGUGGGUGACCCACUGCUCGGACGCUCGCACAGGCCGACACCUGGCCACGUUUACGCGUCGGCCGGGGUCGAGCCUGUACACCCUGACCACUGAGUCUCCUCCUGUCCCUGCGUCUCGUCAGGUAGCUGCGUCGGGUCAGGUGUUUGCUGCAGCAUCCAGGUCUGGUCCUGAGUCUGCCCCCUACUCGUGUCCCCUCCUGUCUCACGAGACUCUCCUCUGGCACCACCGCCUUGGUCACCCCUCCCUGCCUCGUCUCCGAGGCAUGGCCUCCCGUGUCCUUGUCUCUGGUCUUCUCCGGUCCCUCCCUCCCCUUCCUCCGGGGCCUGGCCCCACCUGCGUCCCCUGUGUCGAGGGGCGGCUGCGGGCUGCCCCUCACUCUUUUCAGUUUCCCCCGACAGACGCCCCGCUGCAGACGCUUCACAUGGACGUGUGGGGCCCGGCCCGCGUCCGUGGACAGGGUCACGAGCGCUACUUCCUACUGGUGGUUGACGACUACUCGCGUUACACCACAGUCUUCCCCUUGCGCUGCAAGGGUGAUGUCACUGGGGUGUUGAUCGACUGGAUCCGCGCAGCUCGUCUCCAGCUCAGGAGGAGCUUCGGCUCGGACUUUCCUGUUCUGCGUCUUCACUCUGACCGAGGCGGAGAGUUCUCCUCUGGCCUUCUGCGAGCCUACUGUCAUGCGCGAGGCAUUCGCCAGAACUUUACGCUUCCGGACUCUCCACACCAAAAUGGGAUUGCUGAGCGCCGCAUUGGCAUGGUCAUGGACGUCACCCGUACGUCCAUGAUGCAUGCGGCUGCCCCCCAUUUUCUAUGGCCGUUUGCGGUUCAGUACGCGGCGCAUCAGAUCAACCUUCACCCCAGGGUCUCCAUGACCGGGACCUCCCCAGCUUUGCUGUGGACGGGGAAGGUAGGCGAUGCGUCUGCGUUCCGUGUCUGGGGAUCUCGGGCGUUUGUCCGCGACUUGUCUGCGGACAAGCUGUCCCCUCGUGCUGCUCCUUGCGUCUUCCUUGGCUUCCCCCCUGACGCGCCAGGGUGGCAGUUCUACCACCCCACCUCUCGUCGUGUUCUGUCCUCCCAGGACGUCACGUUUGACGAGUCGGUCCCCUACUACCGCCUCUUCCCCUACCGCACUCCGUCCCUCCCCCCGCCACCGCUCUUCCUUGUGCCAGGUCCCCCCCCGGUAGACCCCCUCCCCCCUCAGGGUCCUGCCCCUUCAGGUGUGUCCCAGGUAGACGCAGUCGAGCCUGUCGAGGUUCCUGGUGACUCUGGUGCUGCUGAGGAUACUGGGCCUGGGGGUGCUGACUCUGGGGGUGCUGAGCGUGUGGGUGCUACUCCUGGGGGUGCUACUACUGGGGGUGCUGAGUCUGGGGGUGCUGAGCCUGGGGGUGCUACGCCUGGGGGUGCUGAGCCUGGGGGUGCUGAGCCUGGGGGUGCUACGCCUGGAGGUACUGAGCCUGGGGGUGCGGAGCCUGAGGGAGCUGGGCUGCUGGAGCUGCGUGAGUGGUUUGCCCGGCGCUGGAGGCGAGCUGCUGGAGCUGGAGGUGCUGCGGGUACAGGAGGUUCUGUUGCUACUAAGGGAGCUGGUGCCACGGGUCCCGGAGGUGCUCGUAGUGGGAGUACUGGAGCUGCUGGGCCUGCGGGUACUUCUGGAGCUGGAGCUGCUGCGGGUGUUGGCGCGGAGGCUACUGCUGUCGGUCCUGGAGGCGGUCCUGCUGGGGGUACUACUGGUGCUGCUGGAGGUACUGGAGCUGGAGCUGCUACAGGUGCUGGUGCUGCUACUGGGGGUGCUGGUGCUGUCCCUGCUGUGUCUGGAGUCGACGCGCGGCCUCGCCCGUACUUCGUUCCGCUCCUUCAGCAGGUUCUUGGUCUCCCGUCUUCUACUGGUCCUCCUCCCUUAGAGUGUCCACAGCCUGUCCCGUCGCAGUUACAGUUACAGCCGGCCUCCCCACUGCCUGCUCCGUCUCCCUACACUGGUCCUACUGGAGGUCUUGCUAAGCGUCGUGAGCCUGGGUCUCGCCCUGCGUCGCCUGUCCGUGCUGCUCGCACUAGUGGUCGCAGUUCGCGUCAGCGUCCUCCUCCUGUCCCUGGCACGCAUUGGAUGUCUCUACGUCCGUCCACUGCUCCUCUGCGUGCCCCUUUGCCUUCUCCUCCUGAGUCUUCUCUUCCUGCUCUUGCCGACCUGGAGUCGGACUCUCUUCGUGCUGCCAGUCCUACUGUUACGCGUCUCCUUGCUACUGUCGUCACUGACCCUUCUUUUUAG
Molecule: messenger RNA, 3675 nt
Organism: Closterium sp. NIES-65
Lineage: Eukaryota; Viridiplantae; Streptophyta; Zygnematophyceae; Desmidiales; Closteriaceae
Source: the annotation of a GenBank genome assembly